This is a messenger RNA of Phragmites australis (common reed), 2170 nucleotides long. Its product is annotated as sorting nexin 2B-like. The coding region runs from base 731 to 1459 and encodes 242 amino acids. The transcript has 3 exons. Lineage: Eukaryota; Viridiplantae; Streptophyta; Magnoliopsida; Poales; Poaceae. Gene Ontology annotation, molecular function: phosphatidylinositol binding. The record is from RefSeq and is a predicted model, not a curated record.
CCGACCCCAGCCCACGUUCUCCGUGCUCCUCGCCACCUCGAAGGACCGUGCUCUGGCUCCACUGCCGCCUCGCCGGCGCGCUGCGUCCGCUCCUAGCUUCUCCAGGCCUGUCGCCCCUCCUUCUCUAUCUCCAAGAGCCCGCGCCAAAUCCGCAUCUAAAAUCGAAUCCCCAACUAAAUAGGCUGGAUCUCCACUCUAUCCUCAACCGAAUUCGGGCGAGAUUCAUCCCUAUCCCCAAUCCAACCGUGCGCCUAUAUAAAGGAGAGGAUUUGAUCUAGAUGAGGGGGAAGAAUCCGGCCAGAGGCCCUGCUGUAGGUUGAAGCCCGACCGCACGCGGCCUUGUGUCGCGCCGCCCCUGCUGCUGUCUGCUGAGGAGAACGGGCUGAUCCCCUGGUGCGUCAGCGGAUUGGCGACUCGGCCGAAGGCCGUCGCCUCCCGGUGCUGCCCUGUGUCCUGCCGGCCGGUAGCCCCUGCUGUCGGGUCCCCUGCUGCCGUCUCUGGCGCCGAUGGAAGAAAGGGGCCUAGCCCCUGCUGCGUCGCACCGCCUCACCACCAGGCCAGGAGCCCUGCUGCGCUGAGGCCCGGUCCCAUGUGGCUGAAGGCCGUGGCGUCCCCUGCUACUGCCGUGGAGCCGGGCCAGCCAGAGCCCCUGUUGGUCGCUGCCCUUGUGCCGUGCCAUUUCCCCCGGUGAGUUUGCUUUGAUUGUUUCGGCCAGCCUCUGUGUUGCGCCAUGUCUCCAUUGGUCGACCACUCGACCAGGUACGCAUCUGUAUAUGCCACACAUGUCGAUUUGAGCUUGGCUGCUGCUGCAUGUGUUGUUUUUUCGGCAUUGGCUGUGUGUGUUGGUAUGGAUAUGAUGAUCAUGUUCACCGCCGGUCGUGGCCUGCACCAUGCUCAGCUCAACCGCCGCCUUGCCGAUACCUUCUGGGUCCACUUCGUGCCACCGUGGCCCGGCAAGAACACCAUCGAGAGCCAAGUCAUGCAGCGGGACGAGUUCGUGGCUCAGCUUCACGUCGCACUCGAGCGGUACCUGUGGCGGCUCGCCGAGCACCCCGCGAUCGGGCCCAGUGAUGAGCUGCAUGUAUUCUUGCAGGCCGAGGGAAAGAUGCCGUUGUCUGGCAGCACCGAUGUAGCGUCCAGGAUGCUCGAUGGACCGGCGCGGCUCCCGCGACAGCUCCCCUCCGGGGAGGAGGACGUGGUGCAGCCAGCCAAGGGCGGGAGGGACCUGCUGAGGAUAUUCAAAGAGCUCAAGCAGUCGGUUGUGAUAGACUGGGUUGACGUCAAGCCACCACUGGUGGAGGAGGAAAGGGGGGUUCCUGGAGAAGAAGGAGAAGCUGCAGGAGUGGGAGCAGCAACUCACCAGCACAUCACAACAGGCUGUUUAACGUUGGCAUCGUCCUGUCCUCUCCACAAAGGCACAAACAGAAACACUUGUCAGGGCUCAGCAAGAUAUGGGUGAAACAAUAGGAGCGCUCAGAUUGGCAUUUAUCAAACUAACAAGGUUUGAGACUGAGGAGGCAAUGUAUGACUCGCAGAGAAUAAGUGCAGCUGACAGUAAGUGCAUAGCCACUAUAGCUGGUACGCCGCAUGAUCAUUUGAGCAUAAUGUUGUCUGUCCAUACUGCAUUUUCCGAUCGGGCAAGUGCAUUAUUGACUGUACAAACACUCAUGUCAGAUCUGGCAUCAUUACAGUCCAAGAUUGAGAAACUUGAACCUGCAGCGUCGAAGAUAUUUGGUGGUAAUGAAGCUAGACUUCGCAGAAUUGAAGAGCUAAGGGAAACAAUAAGGGCUACUGAAGAUGCUAAGUUUUGUGCUUUAAGGGAGUAUGAGAGAAUAAAGAUAAUGAAUGUUCCAGAGCAAGAAUUGGACGACCAUUGCUGCUAUUGUUUAUUCCAUGCUUUCAUUACUACUCCUUUAACCUCGUAUAAUAGCGACCAUCAUUUUGUCCUUCUUAUGCAAAAUCAAUUUCAUGUAGUGGUGCAGUAAGCUUUACAUAUUGCUCCCAUCUUGUUGUUUGUGUGAAAAUAGAAACCAUAAUCAACAAGAGGAAGAACUGGUGUCUUCAUAGCUGGGAGUAAUAUGGUUUUCAGGAGGCUGUAUUUAAAUAGGGGCCUGGAGAUUUAGAAUUGCUUUUGAGGAUAUAUUCUGCAAUAUUCAUAUCCAUUCAUUCA